This is a messenger RNA of Ambispora gerdemannii, 223 nucleotides long. Lineage: Eukaryota; Fungi; Glomeromycota; Glomeromycetes; Archaeosporales; Ambisporaceae. The record is from the annotation of a GenBank genome assembly.
AUGCAUUCAAUUAAUGCUACUUAUGGUGCUCCUUAUAAGGAGGAAGAGAGAGUAAGAAAGAUAAUUACUACUCGAAGUGCGGUAACUACUGCUUUCCCUGACCCACCACCACCACCUCCAAGUAAUACCGGAACAGAGAAUCAAGAUCCCGAUAAACCACCAUCACCACCUCCAAGUAAUACCGAAACAGCGAAUCAAAAUCUCGAUAAACCUAAUAAACAAU